UCUGACACAAAAAAAAAUUUCAGGGUAAAAAUUGGUGCUCCGAAAACAAAAAUCAUGAAAAGAGGAAGGCGAAUUGAAUCUGGUGUGGUCUACAAUUGCCCAAUUUCGAAAAAAUGCACAGCCAUCAGUUUACCAAACCAUGUGUCAUACAGCUCACAGCACAAAGAGAACUGGGAAGGUAACUUUAUAGGUGGUACGAUGGAUAUUAGCUAUAAAUAUGACAGAAUGACGAUAUGCGGAUUCCGAAAAAUUUAUGAGUAUACUAGACCAUCUCCCGAUUACAGAAUGAUGGGAGCUUGUUAUUGGUCAAGUUUGAACACAAGCGCGUUUGAGAGAAUCGAACCUUUACUUGAAUAUAAUACCGGCAUCAUUGAAUUUCGUUCAACGUAUAUUUAUUAUUAUGGACAAGGACAAGCCGGAUUUUCAGCACAUUUCCCUAUGGAACGCAAUGAGCUAAUUCUAGGAGCUCCAGGUAUUUUCAAUUGGGCGGGUACACCACUGCGAGUCAGUGAUGAGGAAGAUAGAAAUCCAGAUCCCAGUAGGCGAAGAAGAGGAACUAUUAUUGUAGAGCCUCUGAAGAAAGUUGAAGUCCCCAACGCUAGAGUGAACCAGGCUUUCGAUUUACUGGGUAAUAUGUUUUCUGAUCAACAGAACAACAACGUUGUCGUUUUCCAAUUUGCGAAUUCCAAUCCAAUAGUUAUCAACACAACACUGAUAGGACAUCAAUUUGGUGAAUAUUUUGGUGCUUCACUUGGUUCGGGAAGGAUAAAUGGCGACAAUUUGGACGACCUCAUAGUUGGAGCACCAUUUUAUAAGGGUAAUUCUUUCAACGAAGGAAAAGUAUACUGCUAUUUAGGUGGUCAGCCAAUCGUAAAACUCGACGUUGCAAUUGGAGCACCAUACGAAAAUGAAGGAAGUGGAGCCGUAUAUAUUUAUAAAGGGUACAAAUUCGGCUUGAGUGAUAUCCAUUCUCAAAAGAUAUAUGGAAAAAAUAUUUAUCCAGGACUAAGAGGUUUUGGAAUCAGCUUCUCUAGAGCUGUAGAUAUUGACAGAAAUAAAUUCAAAGAUGUUGCAGUGGGUGCUCAUUUAUCUGGUAAUGCUAUUCUUUUGAGAGGUCGCCCGGUGGUGGUAAUUGAAUAUAAUUUCGAGUCAAUCCCAGCCACACUGAAGCAAGAUUCCAAUUAUUUCUUAUUGAAAAUCUGUUUUCGGUAUUCGGUGUUCGAAAAUGAAACUCUAGAAAUACUAUUCAAUACUACUGUCGACAAGGCUUUAGGAAGAGGAAAAAUUGAAGGAUCUAACAGCAAGACGGUUACGAAGAAGCUCAUUAUUGCUGAAGGAAACCAAUCAUGCAGUAAUGUGACGGUUUCUUUAAAUCCUCCCGAAAAUUUCAACUCCUCAGCAACAUCAAUUCCAAUAACAGCUUCGCUAUAUUACGAACUCAGCAAUCCUGAGGCUCUAAAAGGAAAUGUUUCAGAAACGCCUAUCAUGGUGAACGAUUACGAUCGACUAUGCUUGAAUUGUCCAGUAUUGGACAUUUUCCGUUCUAAUAAAACGUAUUACGAAAUUCAUAUACCGUUUACCCUGGAUUGUGGAGAGGACAAUGACUGUAGAUCAAAAUUAUUUGUUGAUAUGAAUAUUCCGGAACUGAGCAAUGGAAAAUCAUACAUCGUUGGAUCAAAACCCUAUCUGAAUCUGAUGGCAAACAUCAAAAACGAAGGAGAAAAUGCCUACUCUACGAAACUGGAAAUCGUCUUACCAGAUAUCAUUGUUUUCAGACAAAUUGGUCCAAGAUGCAGAACUUUGAAUUCAUCUGCCAUCAGUUGUUUGGUGGGAGAUCCGCUUCGUGAAAAUAAAAUGAUGAGUAUUAAUCUAGAUCUUGAUGUAACUAAUAUAAACAAAGACUUGAGUACUUAUGAACUCCCAAUAUUUGGAAGAAUUUUCACAACUAGCAACAAUACGAAUGGGGAUACUUUUAUCUAUGAAUUGAAAAUUAAAAAAGAAGCCGAUAUUACAAUAUAUGGAAAGAGUGAGCAGAAAGGUAACUCCUUUGGCAAUGCCACUACUGAAUUCACACACAUCUACAAAAUUGAAAAGACCGGAGUGAGCCCGAUAGAAAUGAUAACUGUUAAAAUAAAUAUUCCCCAUUAUUACAUUACUCCUUCAGCCAAAAUACCCUUCUUGACAUUAUAUAAUCCUAAAACAACUCUCGGCAACCAACUUGGAACGUGUCGAAGCGUUUUCACCGAGGGUAUUCAGUUAGAAAACAUUCCUGAAAGACGUAAAAGACAGGUGGAAGUCUUCCAAAAUAUUUCACAAACCAAUCGAAAGGAAGAUAUAAAAAUAAAUGAUGAAGAAAUCACUAUUUUUUCAAACACAACUUUCUAUCUCAACUGCAGCACCAACGAAGUCCUAUGUUCUGAAGUUUUGUGCACGAUUGGCCCUUUUGAUAAGAGAAAACUUGCUGUUAUUGAAAUUAAAAUGCUCUUAAACAUUUCUACUAUCAUUGAGGCAGUUGCUGAAAACUUAACUGUGCUUUUUUCCACUCGAGGAGACGUCGAGAUCGAUAUACCAAAGAAUUUCAUUCAGAGUGGAAAUAGAUCGGAUUCCUUUAUCAUUUCCAGUAUUUUCACCGUCAAUGACAAAACAACUGUUGGAAUUGCCAUCUGGAUUAUUAUUCUAGCCAUUAUUGCUGGUUUACUAUUACUCGUGCUUUUAAUUCUUACUCUUGUGAAGUUGGGAUUCUUCAAAAGGUCAAAAAAACAAGAACUUGAAGAUUUGAAGGCCGCCCAGGAGGAAAAUCACGAAGGAUUAUCUGAUGAUCUUGAAGAAUGUCAUCAAGAGGAAUUAUCAGACCCAUAUAACAUGGGUUCAUCAUUAGAAGGACUCUGCGAUGAAAAUGACCAACAGCAAAAAUUGUGAAGUUCAUUCACAUAUUUGUAGGAAGUAAAAUAUGUUAAGAUUAUUAAACACUUUGAGAUUC
Molecule: messenger RNA, 2980 nt
Organism: Leptinotarsa decemlineata (Colorado potato beetle)
Lineage: Eukaryota; Metazoa; Arthropoda; Insecta; Coleoptera; Chrysomelidae
Product: integrin alpha-PS5
Biological process (GO): integrin-mediated signaling pathway; cell-cell adhesion; cell-matrix adhesion
Cellular component (GO): external side of plasma membrane; integrin complex
Molecular function (GO): integrin binding
Source: RefSeq, a predicted model, not a curated record